Molecule: messenger RNA, 6182 nt
Organism: Myripristis murdjan (pinecone soldierfish)
Lineage: Eukaryota; Metazoa; Chordata; Actinopteri; Holocentriformes; Holocentridae
Gene: slc39a10
Product: solute carrier family 39 member 10
Exons: 11
Coding region: 173-2824 (883 amino acids)
Biological process (GO): zinc ion import across plasma membrane; intracellular monoatomic cation homeostasis
Cellular component (GO): plasma membrane
Molecular function (GO): monoatomic cation:bicarbonate symporter activity; zinc ion transmembrane transporter activity
Source: RefSeq, a predicted model, not a curated record
GUAGCCUGACGGGGAAGUUUUUUUUUUGGUACCGAGCGGAGAGGAGAUGCACACGGCACUCGAGUGAGAUCCAGAAUGAAUUUUUCUGAAGAGUAGAAAAACAUCCAAGUAACAUCAGAACUGGGGGUCAAGAAGGUGGAAAAGUAUUACGGAGGCCAGAGGUGAGGGGACAAUGCGAGUCCACGUGCACACCAAGUUCUGCUUCCUUUGUGUGCUCACCUUGCUCUUCCAUCAGUGCAGCCACUGCCAUGGACAAGGGCACCAUAAGCACAGCGGACAUCACCAUGGCGACCACAACCUUGCCCACAGCGACUUGCAGAUUUCCCAGGCACCAUACAUGAGAGGAGCCACUCCGUCCCCAGGGUCCAAAAGCCCACAAGGAGAUGUGCUAGAGGUCGAGCAGCAUUUCUACAUCCAACAGCUGUUUAGUCGUUAUGGCCAGAAGAACCGUCUGGACUUCCAGGGCUUUCAGAGUCUGCUGCUCAGCCUGGGCCUGGGCAAGGUGAAGGUGGUAGGCAUAGAACAUGAGGAUUUGGGCCAUGACCAUGUAGCCCACCUUGACCUGCUUGAUGUGCAGGAGGGACUUCAUUCACAUUCACACACCAAUGAAGGCCACAGCCAUGGGCAUGGCCACAGCCACAGACACCCACACCUGAGGCCCGGUUCCCACCACACACACACAGAACAAAGCCCCACACGCUGCAGCCAGCAGACUACUGUUGUCAGUCCAACUGCUGGUCCACCAAUGGAGCAUGAUCAUAUACAUGAUCAUGAUGAUGUCAAGUUAAAGGACAAUAACUAUAAACAAACUAAUGGACAGGCACAGGACAGUGACCACACACAUGAUCACAAUCAUGAUCAUGACCACAACCAGGAUCAUGCACCUCAAAAAGAGCACAAACAUAAGCAGGACCAGCUUCCUGCCCACAAUGAGGACCUCUCUUCUCAACCUCAUGUUGGCCAUGACCACAGUCAUCAUAACCACAAUGGUCAUGACCAUGACCACAAGCAUCCUCAAACACAAAUGAGCACAGACAUUCCCCCCACCCACCAGGAGCAGCCACCCUUGGCUCAAGAAGAGCAGUCACAGGCACCCCAUGAGCAGCAGUCAGAGGCGGCCACUUCAAGGGCAUCAGCUACUCCACCCUCAGCUGUUUUUAGCACCAAGCCCUCUGCCACCCCUACAGACCCCACAGAUAGCAGGCCCAAGAGGCUGAGAAAACCAUCCAGGGGCAGGGGGCAGCGAGGGCGAAACAGAACCCCUUCUCCUCUCACACCUUUGUCCGUGGAAGAAGACAGUGAUGCCCAUGACCAUGAUCAUGGACAUUCGCACACCCAUUCCCAUAAAAAUAAGAGAGAAGCACCAGGAGCGGGUGUCACUUCCACCGUGCCAGCCCCCGUGUUGCCUGCGCAUCCAGGGGGCCUGUUGCACCGGCAUGAAGAGUGUCUAAACCUGACGGAGCUCCUCAACUACUACGGUCUGAAUCCUGACUCGCUCAUCUCCCCAAGCCAGUUUACCUAUCUGUGCCCUGCCCUGCUCUACCAGAUAGACAGCCGUGUCUGCAUCCGACACCACCAUGAAAUGGAUGUGGAGCAGGAAGCCUUGGAGCCAGUCAACUCUGUGUGGGUAUGGGUGUGGGGCUUCGUAUCCAUCACCAUCAUCAGCCUGCUGUCCCUGCUGGGUGUGGUGCUCGUGCCCAUCCUCAACCAGUCCUGCUUCAAGUUCCUGCUCACCUUUCUUGUGGCCUUGGCAGUGGGCACACUGAGCGGCGAUGCCCUCCUUCAUCUGCUGCCACAUUCUCAGGGGCAGCACGACCACAGCCAGGUUGGGCCGAGCGAGGAGGAAGAUCUGGCAGUAGCUUUUGAUGGAGUUUGGAAGGGCUUGACGGCGCUGGCUGGCAUCUAUCUCCUCUUCAUCAUCGAACAUUGCAUUGGCAUGUUCAAGCAUUACAAAGAUCAAGGGGGCAGUUUGUCUAGCAUGAAGAAGAUGAAUGAUGAAGGCAAAAUUGGCAGGAAGUUGUCUGAUCACAAGCUAAACCGGCGCUCGGACGCUGAGUGGCUCCACCUUAAGACUCUGAGUGAAGGUCCUGACAACAUCUCCUGUGACAAGGGCCACAACGACACACAGCUCACAGAGGUCCAGACACCCGACUCUCCUGUCAACAAGGUGUCGCUGGUACCCACAGAUACCCACCAUGACGAGCAGUCGCCUGCCAAGGAAAACGGACGCAAGGCCAAGAAGCACAGUCACGGCCAUGGGCACUCGCAUGGCCACGGGCACUCACAUGGUGGAAACUGCCAUUCAGACCAGGAGAUGAAGGAUGCUGGCAUUGCCAGUAUUGCCUGGAUGGUCAUCAUGGGGGACGGCAUGCACAAUUUCAGUGACGGCCUGGCCAUAGGUGCAGCCUUCAGUGCGAACAUCACAGGAGGCAUCAGUACAUCAGUGGCAGUCUUCUGCCAUGAAUUACCUCAUGAACUUGGUGAUUUUGCAGUGCUGUUGAAAGCAGGGAUGUCUGUGAAGCAAGCCAUUGUCUACAAUCUGCUGUCUGCCCUCAUGGCUUAUGUCGGCAUGCUGAUUGGCACAGCUGUGGGCCAGUACACACACAACGUCACCAACUGGAUCUUCGCCAUCACGGCGGGCAUGUUCCUUUAUGUGGCUCUGGUGGAUAUGUUGCCAGAGAUGCUUCAUGGGGACAGUGAGGACCACAAGCGCUGCCAGCUGGGACACUUUGUCCUUCAGAACCUGGGUAUGCUGACUGGGUUUGCCAUCAUGCUGCUCAUCGCCAUCUUUGAAGACCGCAUCGUUAUCGACUUUGGCUUCUAGUCUGGGGCGGGGAGGGGGUGGGAGGGUUUGGGGGGGUCGUGGUUAGGGACUAAGGGAGAGUAGAGACAGACAUGUCAAUAUUGUGCUUCUUGGCCUUAACAUGCUUUGUUUGCAAUGUGAUGGUCCAGUCUUGCAUGCAUGGUGAAAUUCAUUCAUGCCCUGAGCCACCAUUCCAAACCGAACCAGUGGCUUAUGCAUAUGUCAUGAUCAUGCUAAUGAUGUUUACAUUUUCCUCCUGCCGCCUCUUGUCUGUCGAUUCUGUUCCGUUCUGCUCUCUGUGAAUCAGAAAACCAUACUGAAGGAAGACUCUGAAGGUUGCACUCCUACCAGCAAACAGCUGCUCUACUCCAGGCUCAGUAUACCACAGUCAUAGUAGCCACCACAGCUCAGCUCUUCUAGCACUCUCCUGUUAAAAAUUCUGGAAAGCCAAACAGAAACACAUGUUGGAGUGGAUCCAGCUGGAAGGAUCAUAUCCUCACGUACUGUGAGUGUGCACUGUUGCCUCCUAGGAUCUGUCUUAGAGACAGAGUGGACAGUAUACAUGCUACCAGCUCCUAAUCUGAGAAGAGCUGCUCAAUAGUAAGGUGGUGCAUGGUGUGUUUUCCUGCAGAGAGGCCUAGCAGCUCAUCCCUCAUUCAUCAUAGCCUGUUGUUAGUAUGUUGUUGUUGUACCUUCUACUUGUACUCAUCUUUUAUCAACCCUGUGCUGUGUCCCAUCAUCCAUGCCUGGUACAUCUGUGAUGUGUUCCACUGGCCAUCGAUCAUCAACUUGUGAUGUCAUUAUGCUGUACAUGAAACACCUCUGUGCCAAGCCCUGGCCACUGGAGCAGCACCACAACCACUCCGCACACUGUCACAGUGUCCUUAAAGAGACUGACAACUGAGCUCCCUCAACUAGUUUCAGCAAGUUUCUCAGUCUGGUAUGAACCUGUUGGCUCAUGUCACUUUGAAAACAUUUUGACAGGUACUGCGCUGAUGUGUCAAAACAGGAGUAGUUCCCUGCAUUGACAUGGGAGAUUGUGUAAAUGGCUCAGUGUUAGAUUUACUGCAGGUUUGUCAAUUUUUUUUUCAAAGUCAUUUUUUUAUUGCCUGAUUUGAUCAUAAUUUGAAGUAUUGGAGUUACAUAGCUCAUAGUGUCCAGAAACUGCUGCCAAUGCCUUUAAAAAUUAGAAUGUAAGACUAGUCAAGUUGUUCUAGAAAGUUGUUAAUUAGCAGUGUUGUCUGACCGCUGGUUUUUAGGGUUUGACAGUCUGUUGAUAGGUAAAAUGAGGCAUCCUUGUUAGGUCUUUAUAUUUUAUCUUGUGUUAUAUGAAUCAGCAGCUUCAAAAUGUGAAUUUAGAGAUUUUUUUUUUUUUUUUUUUGGACUUCAUGAAAAGUAUUUAGUUUACUUGAUUAUUUAGGGUGUCAGGUACGGUCCCUAAAAGGUGCUUUGUCCAAUUAGAUCACCCUGCUGUUGCCAUUUCACUGAAUUAGGAGAUAACAAAGUUGUGCUGUCACACCAAUGCAUACCUAAUUCAGAAUUACUGAUGUACUGUUAAUACAGAAGAUCUUUGAGGUGUCAGUAAGCGUGCAGCUGAAAAAAAUAUCAUUCCUGAUAAAACAUUUUUAAAGUUCCUUUGUCAAAGAACUUACUUGUUGAUUCUGACAAUCCAAGACAGACCAAGCAAAAUCAACACCCUUGUAUCAGAACAGAAUAUGCUGCAUGUGUUCAGAUGUCGGCAUUCUUUGCACUUGUAAUGGAUAUUUAAACUUCCUUAUCAAACCAUAGGAAACAAUGGCAUUCUUUUUUUUCUAGAUUUUUGAAAGCAUUUAUCAUCUUCCAGGGGUGUAUAUUAUACACACUCUGCUGACUGUAUCAAACAUGGCUGAAGUUUGGAUCUUAUGUACCCCUGGAUCUCUGUGCUAAUAGUGGCUGGUGCUUGUCACCGACCCCAACCCUUGACAUUCCAUUGGCUGUUUUGCUGCUCACAUGCUAAGCUAGCUAGGCUGGCUUCAGCUGCUGGAGCACACACAAAAAUGUGUGACUUCAUUUAUCCUGUCACUGUGUGACAUCCAUCGUCUUUGUCGUAAUUGGGUGUAAGUCAUUGUCGGUCACAUUGAACUAACGUACUCGAUCUGACUGAAUCAUGCAUGAAGCAUGAGUGACAUGGUACAGACAUUGUGUAGAGUGUAAACUGUUUAAUGCAUUUGUACAGAAAGAUCAAAAUGUUGACAACACUUGUUACUUUUCUUAAUUAACCGCAUGUGAAGAUCAUGACACGUUCUUUGGGGUUUUGAGUAGCUAAGACUUUUAAGACUUUUUUUUUUUUUUUUUUUGUAUUUACUCAGCCGUAAACAAAUGAUGUGGACUUCACUUCCAGUGGGAGCACAUAUCUUACCAUCCAUCAGUCUUCUCCAUCUAUUUACAGCUGCUUUAUUUUCAAACAUUAGCAUUAUGUAAACUUGUAUUGAUAUGGAUGCACACCAUGUGAAUCUGGAUCCAAUUCCAUCCUAGUUCAGAGGUUUUUGGAUUGGGGGACAGAUGUUCUCAGCAGUGCCAAACAGUUUCAGAGGAGGCUCAGAGCCAGAAGGUGAACAAGAGGCUCAUGGAGGUUUUUUUAUUAGUUAUCAGAGCCCAAGUUGUGGAAUAGCCUCAAUAUCGGUUAUCUGGUUGGGGGUGGGGUCUUCAUCUAAGCUUGUCGAGCCCACAGUCUGAGAUUUUGAAAAUCCCUAUUCUAGUCAAAUAUCAAAUGGAGAGCUAACCCAAAACAUUAUAGAUCCAUUUUGGGGUAAAAAUAAUGACCUGAUAUUCAUAAUUCCAAAGUCAAAUAUAAAAAUGUGUCACUAUUUUGUCCAUAAGGUAUUGUUUUUUUUCAGAUGGCGAAUAUGUUUGUGUUGAAUAACAGCUGUCUUAAAAUUUGAUUAACAGACUUUGAGAUCUAUUUUUUCUUGUCAUACAAGAUUAAUCAUAUCUACACUUGAAGGCCCUCCACUCAGUGCAUGUUGGGAUAGGCCCCAGCCCCCAGGACCCUGAACAAGAAUAAGUGGGAAUAGAAAAAACAGAUGGAUGGAUGGAGACUUACAAGUGGCCACUAUUGUCUUUUUCAGCUUGAUUGUUGUCAUAAUUUAAUUUGUUAAUUAAGGUGUAUGGCAAGGGCAGAGUCACACUUAGGAUCACCGUGCCCCAAAGAAUACCUCAUAUCUUCACUGUGAAUUGGGCAAAGAAAAAUCUGUUCCAAAAAUGAUGAAGGUCCAUGGUUAUUUUUAUCGUGUUGUAAAUAUAUAGAAAUCUUGAUAUGAAAUGCAUUGCAUCAUCCUUGCUGUUUACCUGUUGCAUUCUCCCCAUUAAGAAAGGAAAAUAAAUCUUGGAAUGAUUCCCA